GGGUUGGUGGUGGGACUGACUAAUCAAAUCAUUCAUUGUAGACGUUCAAUUCAUAUCCAAUACUUAAACAAAUAAAAAUGAACUUUUAACAACAACACAAACUCUUUUCCAGAAUGUCUUUUGCAUGUUUCUUGUGGGUGAUCCUGCAGAGCUUAGUAGUAGUAGUAGUAGUAUAUGCUACUGCUGAAAAUGGAUGUUAUAAAUCCAUUAUCAGCUUUGGUGACUCUCUUGCAGACACUGGUAACCUUAAACAACUUUCAUCCUUACACAACUUAGAUUUUCCAUUUUUUCGGCCACCUUAUGGCGAAAAUUUCUUGGAUCAGUCCACUGGCCGUUGCUCUGAUGGCCGUCUCAUCAUCGAUUUCCUGGCUGAGGGGCUGGGAUUGCCAUUGGUACCACCAUUUGUGCACGAAAUAGAUAUUGCAAGUGACUUUGUGAAAUUUAGACAAGGAGUGAAUUAUGCAGUGGCAGGUGCAACUGCAUUGAAUUCAUCGGUUCUUGAAGCAAUGGGAAUUGUAAAUCUUGUGACAAACUCAUCCUUAGGAGUUCAGCUGGACUGGUUUAAAGAAUCAUUGCCUUAUAUCUGUGGCAACGUCUCAGAUUGUAGAAAGUUUAUUGGAGGUUCGUUGAUCCUAAUGGGAGAGAUUGGAGGAAACGAUUACAAUUUUCCAAUAUUAGCAGGGUCACCAAUGGAUGAGAUCAAACCAUUAGUUCCCCUUGUUAUCGAUACAAUCAUCUCAGCAGUCAAUGGGUUGAUUGAGAUGGGGGCUCAGACACUAGUUGUUCCCGGAAACUUUCCAGUUGGAUGCGUUCCGUCAUAUUUGACAGUAUGUGGUUCUGAGAAGGAAGAGUAUGAUCCCACUACCGGUUGCCUCAGUCGGUUAAAUGAGUUUGCUGAAUAUCACAACGAACUCCUGCAAAAUAAAUUAUAUCAGAUUCGAGAGGUUCAUCCGAAUGUCAACAUCAUCUAUGCUGACUACUACAAUGCUGCUUUGCAAAUCUACCGCUUUCCAGAUAAAUAUGGAUUCACAAAUGGGGUUCUGAAAGCAUGUUGUGGAGGUGGAGGGACAUUUAACUACAACUCAUCAGCGGAAUGUGGAAUGGCGUCUGCAAGCGUGUGUGAUCAGCCCGAUAAAUAUGUUAACUGGGAUGGAUUGCACUUUACAGAGGCAGCAUAUAGAGUGAUCCACAAUAACUUAUUUCAAGGGCCAUUCACUAAUCCUCAGUUUAAUUCAUUGUGUCCUGCAUCAACAGCACAACUCGGAGUUGGAUUAUCGAGUUCUUUGUAAACACAUCAGAGACACGAAAAUAAUGUAAUCAAGAUAUUAUACAUAUAGUACGAAAUCUGUAUUUGUAUGUAAACUAUAUUGGAGUAUAUAUAUACACACACAAACACACACUCACACACAUAUGAUUUUUAUUCUAAUAAAUAAACUAAAUCUAAUGUACCUGUAUCUAAGAGUUGUCAAAUUUCAGCUAUUUUAAUUUUAUGGACUUAAAUGAAGUUUUUGAGUGUUCA
Messenger RNA from Erigeron canadensis, 1519 nucleotides. Its product is annotated as GDSL esterase/lipase At1g28590-like. Bases 114 to 1289 code for a protein of 391 amino acids. NCBI's taxonomy places the organism in Eukaryota, Viridiplantae, Streptophyta, Magnoliopsida, Asterales, Asteraceae. Gene Ontology annotation, molecular function: hydrolase activity, acting on ester bonds. The transcript is spliced from 5 exons. The record is from RefSeq and is a predicted model, not a curated record.